Messenger RNA from Meloidogyne enterolobii, 495 nucleotides. The record is from the annotation of a GenBank genome assembly. Lineage: Eukaryota; Metazoa; Nematoda; Chromadorea; Rhabditida; Meloidogynidae.
AUGCCGAAGUUUGCUUUUGGCAGUGGCACAGAGGGAAACAAAUUCAGAUUUUACAAAGGGGCCAAAUGCUUCCAACAGCCCGACAGUUAUGUUCAAUUCCAGCCCAAUACUGGCAAUAAUUACAGUAGCAAUUGCCCUUCAGACGGGCAUUUUUACGUUCUGAUACGCUUGCUAGAACGUCGCCAACGUUUGGAAAACUUCGGAAAUAUCCCCGUUGAUGAAUCAGAGUGCAUUAAUCUUACAGUUGGCACCGAUUCCUUCACAGUUUCAAAGCACUAUUUAAUGUCCCUCUCUCCUGUCUUUCAAAAAAUGUUUAAAAACAAUGAACAGGACGAGCAGGAAGGGGAACAUAAGAAAGAAGAACAUCAACAAAAAGAGGUUUUGGUGGAUGAAGCGAGUCCUGAAGCAAUGAAACAAUUUUUGGAAGCUAUUUCACCCAAGCAAGUACAUCCAAAUCGUAAGCGUACUUAUUUUUCUAGAAGGAGCAUAUUUUAA